Molecule: messenger RNA, 1393 nt
Organism: Halichondria panicea
Lineage: Eukaryota; Metazoa; Porifera; Demospongiae; Suberitida; Halichondriidae
Exons: 5
Coding region: 164-1261 (365 amino acids)
Source: RefSeq, a predicted model, not a curated record
AGCUGCUGUCCAUGGCAACCAGCUCCGGCACAACUGUCUCUGACACAAGGCCACGAUAGACAGACUGCUCCUGAUAGGCAGAAAGAAAUUUACUCAACAAACGUAAAGACAAAGUUAUUCAUAAGUUAAAGCAAAGUAGAAAGCAAGAAGAAAGUUUGAAGAGAUGGGAAAUAAUAAUACAGUUCCAGCUAAUAAUAAGCCAACUACAGUGUUUACAUAUCCAGACUUCUACAACCAAGUCAAUGAGGUUGAGCUGUUGCCAGCUAUUAUUCACCACCAGGACCAAGAUAAUGAGCUAACAAACAAAAAGGAGUUGUAUGCAGUUGCAAAGGCCAAAGCCCAACGAAACCAAUCAAAAUCGAUGCUCUUUCGGGACUACAACAUUCGAUCAGAGUUGAAGCUUAUUAAACUGUUGAUACAUGUAAAUAAACUGUUGAGAGAGUGCACCAUAUAUGCAAUCGACCAUAUGCUUAUAUUUCGACAUACAAGUUCAAAAAGUGUUCCAGUGCUUUCAAUGUCUAUGAAAGAGUUGGUUUCUCUCCUCAGGAGCAUUCGCUCAGGCUGGGGUCCUCCACUGGAACUGGUCACAAGGAUGCUCAAUUCCAAGUUCUGGGUGAUGGAGGCAGACGUCUGGGCUGACCUGCUCAUCGUCUGCUGCUGGGCCAACCCCACCACUAUCUACUGCGAGAAAUGCAGCAAAGAUGUGGAAUCAACUACCACCUCUUGCAACCAUGUUGUGUGUCCUGUUUGCGUUGUGGGGAAGGGAAUAGGUCCAAUAAGCUGUCCUGAAUGUGGGCAAAGAUUGACUGCCUUGCUUUUCACGUCAGCAUUGACAUCCACACCGGAAAAAAUAACAAGGAAGCGUAGUUUUUGCGAGUCAACAACAGCUGCCACUAAGAAAGCAUGUACAAGCAAAGCAUGUACAAGCUCAGGCAAGGCAAAAAGUACAAGACCAAGACACAAAGCUGCCACACAAAUAUCUCAAACCAGCCCCUUCACAACAUCAAACCUUCAAGGGCUAUUUGAGACACUCUUCCCUGCUCGUACUAGCUGGUUCAACCUGGGUCUUGCUCUAGACAUGUCGUGUGAAACACUCAAGGACAUACGCAUCAAACAGAGGGAAGACUCGGGUGACUGCCUCAGAGAGAUGCUAAUUAUCAGGCUAGAGGAAGAGUUAAGCAAAGAGGAGAUUGUGGCAGCUCUCGAUACAGCUACAGUUGGACGAUAUUCUCUAGCACGGGAGGCGGAGAAAACUCUUUGAACUGAACUACUUUAAUACUGCACAUAAUUAUAAGCCACAUGCACGCACAUGAUACCACAUUGCACUAAUGUUACAUGUACAUCUACAAAAUUCAAGUUGGUCGUCUUGCUAUCAGUGUAUAAGAACUUUUUA